AUGAGGAAUUCAAUAUCAGAUGUAGAAGCUGCGUACAUAUUAUUAGAACUAAGAAACCAUUAUCAAAAACAGUUACCAAAAGAAAUCCCUAGAGAUCAUGAGGUUGCGUUACAAGCAAGCGAAGCUCAUCAAUUUCACUCUAAGAAGAGGAAAGCUGAAAAAGUUCAGUAUAUGCAGCCAUUGACGAGAAAACCUGUGGAGGAAGACGAUUCCGAAGAAAACCUGAUUAAAUUGUUGGAAUGGAACAAAAUUAUGCCCGAUUUUGGAGAGAUAUGCAUCGGUGUUUCUGAGGGAUUCAGCGAACCGAUAAGGAAGCAGUUGAGGGAAAGCGACAUAAAGGAUGAUCAAAGCAGGCUAAUGUUAUGUAAGUUACAAGUGAAGACGAGGAUGCUUCCUCUUUUGAACGACUCAGAGAAUCGUCGCAUUAGUCACGGGACAGAAGGGCUUGAUGUUUCGGUUUACGGACCAGACGGGGUGGUUCAAGAGAUGAAGUUCAAGAUGUGGAGUGUAGACACACCUGUGUUGACUUCUGGAUGGAAAGAGUUUGUGGCGAAAUCUGAUCUUAAGAAGCAUUGCGAUUUUCUAACUAUUUCGAUGUUUAGGCACAUAGAGACUCGCAAGAUUUGCUUCGCUAUUCACUCCACUAGGUUUGAUUCUAUAACCAAACCGCUGAGUAAGAGGAUCAUGAAGGCUGUCUUCGUCUAG
Arabis nemorensis is the source of this 705-nucleotide messenger RNA. The record is from the annotation of a GenBank genome assembly. Lineage: Eukaryota; Viridiplantae; Streptophyta; Magnoliopsida; Brassicales; Brassicaceae.